AUGCCUCUUUUCUUUGAAAACCCUUCCCCCCGUUCUGAGCCCAUCCAGUCCAUCUGCUGCAUUGGUGCUGGCUACGUCGGUGGCCCAACAUGCGCUGUGCUUGCAUGGAAGUGUCCGAACAUCUGCGUCACCAUCGUCGACAUCUCGCAAGAGCGCAUCGAUGCUUGGAAUAGCGAUGAGCUUCCCAUCUUUGAGCCCGGAUUGGAGGAGAUUGUCAAGUCUCGUCGAGGGAAGAAUCUCUUCUUUUCGACAGACAUCGAUGCUGCUAUCAUUGCUGCCGAUCUCGUAUUUGUUAGCGUCAACACUCCCACCAAGACGAGAGGCGUGGGCGCCGGGUAUGCUGCGGAUCUGCAAUACGUCGAGGCUGCCACGCGACGCAUCGCGCUCCUAUCCACCAAGAGCAAGAUCAUCGUAGAAAAAUCGACGGUUCCUUGUCGCACAGCCGAAUCCAUGCGAGCGAUUUUGGAUGCUACAUCUCCUCGUCCUGGCGUUCACUUCGACAUUCUGUCGAAUCCGGAGUUCCUUGCUGAGGGAACGGCAGUACAAGAUCUCUUGAAGCCUGACCGCAUCCUCAUUGGCGCUCUCAACACCAAGAGCGGCAAACUUGCGCAGGAUCGCUUGGCGAAUGUCUAUGCUACCUGGGUCGAGCGUAGCGCUAUUAUCACCACCGGUCUUUGGUCAAGCGAGUUGACAAAAUUGGCCGCCAAUGCGCUCCUCGCUCAGCGGAUCUCGAGCAUCAGCUCGCUCGCAGCAAUUUGCGAGAAGACAGGCGCCGAGAUCGACGAGGUAGCUCGAGGCUGCGGCAAGGACUCGAGGCUGGGUCCGCACUUUCUUAAAGCCGGCCUGGGCUUUGGAGGCAGUUGUUUCCAGAAGGACAUCUUCAAUCUCAUAUACCUCGCCGAGACUUUCUCUCUUCAACCUGUGGCGGACUACUGGCGCCAAGUACUCGUGAUGAAUGAGUGGACAAAGGCUUCUUUUUCGCGCACCAUCAUUCGUCAUAUGUUCUCGACGGUUAGCAACAAGAAAAUUGCCCUUCUGGGCUUCGCCUUCAAGAAGGACACCGGCGAUACCCGCGAGUCUCCUGCCAUCAGCAUUGCUCGCGACUUGCUCGUUGAGGGAGCGGAAGUGUACAUUUACGAUCCGAAAGUAAGCGAGCGCAACAUGCGUCAGUGCUUGGGCGCCUUCAGCAACUUCCACUUCUCUUCUUCGGUGGAAGCUGCUGCCUUGAACGCCUCUGCAGUCGUGGUUGCCACAGAUUGGGACGAAUUCAAGCCUAGUAGUAGUAGCGGUAAGACCGCCGCUGCCAUCGACUGGACCAGCAUCUACGCCAACAUGAACCGCCCAGCAUUUGUCUUUGACGGUAGAGGCAUACUAGAUACCGCCGCGCUCCAAAACAUUGGUUUCAAAGUUCACACCGUUGGUCGAGGCAACUUGGUUGACACGCUGUCGUGA
This is a messenger RNA of Ceraceosorus guamensis, 1452 nucleotides long. RefSeq names its product nucleotide sugar dehydrogenase. Gene Ontology annotation, biological process: glycosaminoglycan biosynthetic process. The record is from RefSeq and is a predicted model, not a curated record. Lineage: Eukaryota; Fungi; Basidiomycota; Exobasidiomycetes; Ceraceosorales; Ceraceosoraceae. Gene Ontology annotation, molecular function: NAD binding; UDP-glucose 6-dehydrogenase activity. The transcript is spliced from 6 exons. Bases 1 to 1452 code for a protein of 483 amino acids. Gene Ontology annotation, cellular component: nucleus; cytosol.